ACACAAAGUUAACGUUUUUAAUGCAGCCUUUCGCAUUCUAUAAGCAGUUUGACCUUGACCGACAGUAAUAAAUAUCAUAAAACAUCUAUUACAAAAUGGCUUUUUCUAUAUUUGUUCGAACACAAUAAUUAUUUAAAUAUCUUAAAUAUGAAUGCUUAUAAACUGAAUAAUAAGAUUUGUUAAACUUUAACCGAUUUUUACUUACAGUUUGUACAUACAAGUAUGAUUAUGUUUAUCUUUCGUAUCAAAUUGUUAAUCGUUGAUACAUUGGUAUUUGCAUGGCAAUCACCUUGCUGUGUUCUUUAGACACUCAAAUAUUCCAAAACUUAUAUCUGCAUUAAAAUUUAUCGAAAAUGCACAAGUUAUACUUGCAGUACAUGUUUGUAAAACAAAGACAGCGUACUUUUUUUAAUUGUGUCAUUGGAAUUAUUGCAAGGUGAUUAUUUAAACAAUGCAAAAUAGUUAGUUUCUACAUAAACUCAAUUGCUGGAUAUCCCUGAAUUAUUAUCUGAAAGAUAAUGGAUUAAUUCAAAAGUGGAAUAAUAGAAGAAGCUUAUUGUAAUUUAAAUUAUUGGCUAUGUCUUUAAACUAUAAACCGAGAAAAUAUAAGGCGGCCAUACCGGAAGACAGUAUACCGGAAGUACAUACAGAAUCAGACAGCAGUGAUGAAGAGCAUGGUACAGUCAGAACACAUAGGUGGACUAAAAGACCAAGACUUUCAGUCGUUUCUGAAGCUAAUCCUUCACCAAGAGUAUCAGCGUUUGAGGUGCCAAAUCCCGCCUUUCUAAGACUUCCUAGUGACAAGAAAAGCGAAUCUGAAUUAAAGAAAGCACUCUUUAGAAGAAUAGCUGGAACUUGCUUAGUCAUUAUCACAAUAGUCCUCCUCAUUAUUGUUAUUUAUAUGGUUUCUGAAACGCCAAAAACUCAUGUUUGUAAAUAUGGUGACAGUGACUACGUAACACCACGUGACCUUGAUAACCCGGAAGUGUUCGAUGAUCUCACACCGGAAGAAUAUGAAGCAGUCAACGGUUACAUGAUGCGCAUUAAAGAUCUGAAUCUAAUUCGGUUUCAAUCAGCAACUGUAAACAGUAGUUAUAUCUAUAUGAUAGAUUUAUUCCUGCCAAAUAAAGAUGAAAUUAUUGAAUACCUUGACAAUGGAAGUAAAAGACCCGCACGUGAAGCAAUCGUGACUGUUGUCAGGGGUGAUAGAGUCCCUCCAGUUGUUGAAGAGUAUAUUGUAUCCCCUGCAUCGCUUCCAGAAGAACACAGGCUAUACAAAAAUCCGUCAUAUAAGCAUAAUCCAAUUCCAUAUACUAGUCGGCCAAUAGAUGGUAUUGACAACAAGUUCCUGUUCUCGGUAAUAAUAAACAAAGUAACUGAAGAACUUUACCCAUUGCUGAUUGAAAGUUACGGUAUGUGUCACCAUAACUGCACAAAAGGUGUAAACUGUUUAAAGAUAUUUGUAACAGCACCACGAGGAUUAUAUAAUAGAGACCGGAAGUCAUGGGCUAGAGUAUUUCCGGAUGUUGAUGGCUAUUACAUUCACCCACUCGGACUUCAAUUCCUUAUAGAUCAUAGUUCAACAGAUAUAAAUAAAUGGAGAAUGGUACAGAUAAUAUAUAAUGGUCAAAUGUUUGAAACAGUUUCUGCUUUGAUGAAUGCCUACCGUUCAAAAUCGCUUAAAUUAAUUCAUAUUCACCAUGACAAACAUGAACAACUAUAUUCGUCCUAUGAAGCAAGAGGUGACCGCCCCAAACAUCCAGCACAAGGUCCUAAAUUAACUGAGCCAGAUGGGAAAAGGUUUAAAGUAAAAGGACAGCGUGUUUCUUAUGGUAAAUGGAGUUUCUACUACCAUAUGCGUCCAACAACUGGAAUGCAAGUAUUCGAUGUUAAAUUUGAUGAUGUAAGAAUAGCGUAUGAAAUAAGUUUGCAAGAGGUGCUUGUUUUGUAUUCGGGCUAUGAGCCUUCUCAAGGUACAUCAAAUAAUUAUGAUGCUUCGCGACUUCUUGGAGCAUCAAGUAUGGAGCUUGUAAGAGGAGUAGAUUGUCCUGAUACAGCGGUCUAUCUGGAUACCGUCUUCUUUGCAAAUGCUGGGCGUGCAAAGAGGUAUAAAAACAACGUGUGUUUGUUUGAAAAUAAUGGCGGCAAACCAAUGAGGAGGCACUACCAAGAUAACUUUAAUGACGGAUACAAAUUUUACGGUGGCAUUCGGACUAUCACUUGAUA
Ruditapes philippinarum (Manila clam) is the source of this 2226-nucleotide messenger RNA. Its product is annotated as amiloride-sensitive amine oxidase [copper-containing]-like. The record is from RefSeq and is a predicted model, not a curated record. The transcript has 3 exons. Bases 578 to 2224 code for a protein of 548 amino acids. Gene Ontology annotation, molecular function: primary methylamine oxidase activity; copper ion binding; quinone binding. Gene Ontology annotation, biological process: amine metabolic process. Gene Ontology annotation, cellular component: plasma membrane. NCBI's taxonomy places the organism in Eukaryota, Metazoa, Mollusca, Bivalvia, Venerida, Veneridae.